AUGGGGCUUUUGGACUUAGCCAUGUUUGACGAGCUGAGGCGGAUGAAUUUCAGACAACUUAUAUAUCAAGGCCUUAAUUUCGCCAUGGUCGUCUCAUCUGCAUUAAUGAUAUGGAAAGGUCUUAUGGUUGUCACAGGAUCCGAGAGCCCCAUUGUUGUUGUUCUCUCAGGAUCAAUGGAGCCAGCGUUUUUCCGUGGAGACCUUUUACUUCUUACCAAUGACCAAGCAGACCCAAUUAGGACCGGAGACAUCACUGUUUUUAAAAUCGAUGGUAGAGAUAUACCAAUAGUUCAUCGAGUUAUUAAGGUUCACGAGAAAACACCACAGGAUACCAAGUUCCUUACCAAAGGAGAUAAUAAUCAGGUUGAUGAUCGUGGCCUUUAUGCUCCGGGACAAAUGUGGCUUCACCGUUCUGAUGUUGUUGGACGCACGAAAGGUAUUCUACCUUACGUUGGAAUGGUUACGAUCCUUAUGAAUGAUUAUCCAAAAUUGAAAUAUGCUGUUUUGGGCCUGCUCGGCUUAUUUGUUAUUAUUCAUCGUGAACAAUAG
Necator americanus (New World hookworm) is the source of this 549-nucleotide messenger RNA. RefSeq lists its product as uncharacterized. The record is from RefSeq and is a predicted model, not a curated record. Gene Ontology annotation, cellular component: membrane; signal peptidase complex. The transcript is spliced from 5 exons. NCBI's taxonomy places the organism in Eukaryota, Metazoa, Nematoda, Chromadorea, Rhabditida, Ancylostomatidae. The coding region runs from base 1 to 549 and encodes 182 amino acids. Gene Ontology annotation, molecular function: serine-type endopeptidase activity.